AUGGCUAGUAUGUUUCCACUGUCCAGCUCCAUCACAAAGGUGGAGUUCAUGACGACAAUUGACAAACCAGGCUUCUUCAGUCUCAUUCGGAGAAAACAAGCUGUUUUUUAUUUUGGCGUAGACGAUACUAUUGAGCAAGCCGCAGAACACGCCGCCUCCAACUAUCCAGAUACACAUUCACCGCCGAUCUUCAAGGAAUUGUGUGUCUUCUUCAAGAAUCCAGACCUGUUUAUGGAUGAAAUUGCCGUGACAGACGUCCAGAAGAAAGUCCACUCUAUUUUUUCUGGAAAUGAUACAAUGAUCGUCAGUAAUGAUCCCAAAAUCUUUGAGGUUCAAUUAAAGCAAUUAAUUCGAUUGUUGUGUUUUAAUCUUCUUCUUUUGUUACUCAUUGCAUGGGUUCUUUAUUCGUUUUGUUUCGCUGAAUGA
This is a messenger RNA of Sungouiella intermedia, 426 nucleotides long. Lineage: Eukaryota; Fungi; Ascomycota; Pichiomycetes; Serinales; Metschnikowiaceae. The record is from the annotation of a GenBank genome assembly.